Molecule: messenger RNA, 1388 nt
Organism: Pan troglodytes (chimpanzee)
Lineage: Eukaryota; Metazoa; Chordata; Mammalia; Primates; Hominidae
Product: C-C motif chemokine 3
Exons: 3
Coding region: 673-972 (99 amino acids)
Biological process (GO): positive regulation of GTPase activity; antimicrobial humoral immune response mediated by antimicrobial peptide; inflammatory response
Cellular component (GO): extracellular region
Molecular function (GO): CCR chemokine receptor binding; chemokine activity
Source: RefSeq, a predicted model, not a curated record
GAGUUUCACUUUUGUUGCCCAGGCUGGAGUGCAAUGGCAUGAUCUCAGCUCACCACAGCCCCCACCUCCUGGGUUCAAGCGAUUCUCCUGCCUCAGCCUCCCGAGUAGCUGGGAUUACAGGCAUGUGCCACCACGCCCGACUACUUUUGUAUUUUUAGUAGAGAUGGAGUUUCUCUUUCUUGGUCAGGUUGGUCUCAAACUCCUGACCUCAGGUGAUCCGCAGCCUCGGCCUCCCAAAUUGUUGGGAUUACAGGUGUGAGCGACCAUGCCUGGCUGCAUAGACCAGUUCUUAUGAGAAGGGAUCAACUAAGAAUAGCCUUGGGUUGACACACACCCCUCUUCACACUCACAGGAGAAACCCCAUGAAGCUAGAACCAGUAAUGAGUUGAGAGGUGAGAGUUAGACAGUAGCUCAGAGAUGCUAUUCUUGGAUAUCCUGAGCCCCUGUGGUCACCAGGGACCCUGAGUUGUGCAACACUCAGCAUGACAGCAUCACUACACUUAAAAAUUUCCCUCCUCACCCCCAGAUUCCAUUUCCCCAUCCGCCAGGGCUGCCUAUAAAGAGAAGGAGAGAUGGCUUCAGACAUCAGAAGGACGCAGGCAGCAAAGAGUAGUCAGUCCCUUCUUGGCUCUGCUGACACUCGAGCCCACAUUCCAUCACCUGCUCACAAUCAUGCAGGUCUCCACUGCUGCCCUUGCCGUCCUGCUCUGCACCAUGGCUCUCUGCACCACCUGUGACUCGUGCUUAUUCUCUCCUUUCUCUGCAGUUGCUGCUGACACGCCGACCGCCUGCUGCUUCAGCUAUAUCUCCCGACAGAUUCCACAGAAUUUCAUAGCGGACUACUUUGAGACCAGCAGCCAGUGCUCCAAGCCCGGUGUCAUCUUCCUAACCAAGAGAGGCCGGCAGGUCUGUGCUGACCCCAGUGAGGAGUGGGUCCAGAAAUACGUCAGUGACCUGGAGCUAAGUGCCUGAGGGGUCCAGAAGCUUCAAGGCCCAGCGACCUCGGUGGGCCCAGUGGGGAGGAGCAGGAGCCUGAGCCUUGGGAACAUCCCUGUGACCUCCACAGCUACCUCUUCUAUGGACUGGUUGUUACCAAACAGCCACACUGUGGGACUCUUCUUAACUUAAAUUUUAAUUUAUUUAUACUAUUUAGUUUUUAUAAUUUAUUUUUGAUUUCACAGUGUGUUUGUGAUUGUUUGCUCUGAGAGUUCCCCCUGUCCCCUCUGCCUUCCCUCCAGUGUGUCUGGUGACAACCGAGUGGCUGUCAUCGGCCUGUGUAGGCAGUCAUGGCACCAAAGCCACCAGACUGACAAAUGUGUAUCGGAUGCUUUUGUUCAGGGCUGUGAUCGGCCUGGGGAAAUAAUAAAGAUGCUCUUUUAAAAGGUAAA